GGAGUGGUCAGAAACACGCAACAAUUCGAUUUCAUUCCACCUAUAAUUGACAGCUCGUACAUGGUGAAACACGAUCGUCGCUCUCUCUAUCUCGAGUGCUGUGGCUGGAUCUGGGAUAGCUGUAGUGUAAUAACAAUCAUGCCCAGUUCUGACACACAAACUCCCCUCUUACACGAAGUUGUUGAUGGCUGCGUUGACUACAAUGGCAGCCCUGUUUACAGGUCCAUCUCUGGUGGAUGGCGAUCGGCUUUUUUCAUAAUAGGUGUGGAAGUUGCAGAGAGGUCAGCGUAUUAUGGGAUAUCUUCCAACUUGAUAACUUAUUUGACGGGAACGCUUGGCCAGUCAACUGCUACUGCUGCAGAGAAUGUAAAUGUCUGGUCAGGAACGACGAUGUUACUUCCUCUGUUAGGCGCAUUUAUUGCUGAUUCUUUCCUUGGUAGAUACAGGACUAUUGUUGUUGCUUCUUGUAUUUACAUUUUGGGACUGAGCUUGUUGACUCUGUCAGCAGUGCUUCCUUCUUCUAGAGAUUCUGGCUGCCAAACUGCUGAUGCUAUCGGCUUGUGCUCUCCUGAUCACCGACAAGUAAUUGUAUUCUUCUUUUCUCUCUAUAUCGUAGCAAUUGGUCAAGGAGGUCACAAGCCCUGUGUUCAGGCUUUUGGAGCUGAUCAGUUUGAUGGGCAACAUCCCGAGGAAAGCAAAGCCAAAAGCUCAUUCUUCAAUUGGUGGUAUUUUUCUAUGAAUUCAGGGAUGGUGAUAGCGCUGUUAAUCUUGAACUACAUCCAAGACAACCUUAAUUGGGGACUUGGAUUUGGAAUCCCAUGUAUUAUAAUGGUUGGUGCACUUAUUGUCUUCUUACUUGGAACCAAGACAUAUAGGUAUGGUAUCAAAACGGCAGAGAGAAGUGCAUUUCUGAGAAUUGGCCAGGUAUUUGUUGAAGCUGCAAGGAAUUGGCGAACUAAUUCUUCUGCCAUAGAUUUCAGGGAAGGAGCUCUUGGCAUCGUACCUCACCAACGUUCUGAGCAAUUCAAGUUUCUCAACAAAGCCCUGCUUACCCCAAAUGGCUCAAAGGAAGACGGGAAAGUUUGUAGCAUUGGUGAAGUUGAAGAAGCUAAGGCAGUACUUAGGCUUGUUCCCAUAUGGACUACAUGCUUGAUAUAUGGUAUUGUUUUUGCACAGUCCUCGACUUUCUUUACUAAGCAAGGAGCAACUAUGGAUAGAUCGAUUUCAUCAGGUCUUGAUGUCCCUGCGGCAUCACUUCAAUCCCUCAUUUACCUUUCCAUUGUUUUUCUUAUUCCGUUCUAUGACCGUGUCCUUGUUCCAACGGCAAGAGCUAUAACCAGGAAACCUUCAGGCAUUACAAUGCUUCAGAGAAUUGGAACUGGGAUAUUUUUAUCUGCUCUGUCCAUGGUACUUUCUGCCGUUGUUGAGAUGAAGAGACUGAAAACUGCUCGUGAAUAUGGACUAGUUGAUCUGCCAAAUUCAACAAUUCCAAUGAGCGUUUGCUGGUUAGUUCCACAAUAUAUCUUGUAUGGAGCUGCUGAUGUUUUCGCCAUGGUUGGUCUCCAAGAAUUUUUCUACGAUCAGGUCCCAAGUGAAUUGAGGAGUGUCGGUCUUUCACUCUACCUUAGUAUCUUCGGCGUAGGAAGCUUUCUAAGCAGUUUUCUUAUCUCUGGCAUUGAAAAAGCAACUGGUGGGGAUGGUCAUGGUAGCUGGUUUGCUGAUAACCUGAAUCGGGCUCAUCUUGAUUACUUUUAUUGGCUACUGGCCGGGCUAAAAAUGGCCACCGAAACUCCACUACUCUUGCCCUGUGCCGUCGAUAGCUCAGUUGACUACAAAGGCUUCUCCAAUUCUGGUGGAUGGAAAUGCGCAUUUUUAAUUAUAGGUGUUGAAGUUGCAGAGAGGUCUGCUUAUUUUGGGAUAUCAGGGAACUUGAUAACGUAUUUGACGGGGCCUUUAGGGCAGUCCACGGUUACGGCAGCGGAGAAUUUGAACUUGUGGUCGGGAACAGCGUGGUUGCUGCCUUUGUUAGGUGCCUUUGUAGCUGAUUCAUUCCUUGGCAGAUACAGAACCAUUAUUGUCGCAGCAUCUAUGUAUAUCUUGGGACUCAGCUUGUUGACUCUAUCAGCCGUGCUUCCUUCUGUCCGUGCUAAUGACUGCCAUAGUGCCGAUACUAUCCAGUUGUGCUCUCCUGAUCCAAGUCUCAUAUUGUUCUUCUUUGCUCUCUAUCUAGUAGCAUUCGGACAGGGUGGGUUCAGGCCUUGUGUUCAGGCCUUCGGAGCUGAUCAGUUUGAUGGGCAAGACCCUGAGGAGCGCAAAUCCAGAAGUUCAUUCUUCAAUUGGUGGAAUUUUGGUAUGAAUGCUGGCGUAAUAGUGAUCCUGCCGUUCUUAAACUAUAUCCAAGACAACCUUAAUUGGGGUUUCGGAUUUGGAAUCCCAUGUGUUAUUAUGGCUGUUUCCCUUGUAAUUUUCCUUCUUGGAACCAAGACGUAUAGGUAUAGUAUCAGAAGGGAGGAGGAACAUCCGUUUCUGAGAAUUGGUCGAGUCCUUGUUAAAGCUUUUAAGAAUUGGCGAAUCUCUCCUGCAGUAUCUUUCAAUGAAGAUGCUAGCUGCAUCGUGUCUCGCCAAAAUUCUGAGCAAUUCGAGUUCCUUAAUAAAGCUCUGCUUGAAAUCAAUGGCUCAGAGGAUAGCUGGAUGGCCUGUACCCCUAGAGAAGUUGAAGAAGCUAAGGCAGUGCUCAGGCUUGUUCCUAUAUGGACUAGCUGCUUGAUGUUUGCCACUGUGGGUUCACAGGUGGGAACUUUCUUUACUAAGCAAGCAAGAACAAUGGAUAGAUCAAUUUCAGAACGUCUUGAAUUUCCUGCUGCUUCAAUUCAAUUAUCAAUUCCCUUGGCAGCUGUUGUUUUAGUUCCUAUCUAUGAUCGUGUCUUUGUCCCUGUAGCAAGGAGAUUAACUGGGGAACAUUCUGGCAUUACAAUGCUUCAGAGAAUUGGAACUGGGUUAUUCUUAUCUGUUCUGGCCGUGGUAGUUGCUGCCCUAGUUGAAAUGAAGAGGCUCAAAACUGCUGAGGAACACGGACUAGUUGAUAUGCCAAAUGUGACGAUUCCAAUGAGUGGUUGGUGGUUAAUUCCUCAACUUGUCUUGCUCGGAGCUGCUGAUGUGUUUACCAUAAUUGGUCUGCAAGAAUUCUUCUAUGAGCAGGUCCCAAGUGAACUAAAGAGUGUAGGUCUUGCUCUCUUCCUCAGUGUCAUUGGCGUAGGAAACUUUCUGAGCGGCUUUCUCAUCUCUGUAAUUGACAAGACAACUGGUAAGGAUGGUGAUGAUAGCUGGUUUGCAAAUAACCUGAAUCGGGCUCACCUUGAUUACUUUUACUGGAUACUAGCUGUCUUAAGUGUUGUUCAGCUGGUUGCUUUCUUGUAUUUUUCAAAAUCUUACAUUUAUAAGAGGGGAAGCACCAUAUAAAAGCACUGUUCCUUACUCUCAUUCUAUGUCAAAUGUGAAUUUGUUUUGUAAAUUUUUAAUUCUAUAGCAAAUGUACAGCCAUUUCCUUACAA
Populus euphratica (Euphrates poplar) is the source of this 3551-nucleotide messenger RNA. RefSeq lists its product as uncharacterized. The transcript has 8 exons. Gene Ontology annotation, molecular function: tripeptide transmembrane transporter activity; dipeptide transmembrane transporter activity. Gene Ontology annotation, biological process: dipeptide transport; transmembrane transport. The record is from RefSeq and is a predicted model, not a curated record. Lineage: Eukaryota; Viridiplantae; Streptophyta; Magnoliopsida; Malpighiales; Salicaceae. Gene Ontology annotation, cellular component: membrane. The coding region runs from base 61 to 3459 and encodes 1132 amino acids.